Messenger RNA from Capronia coronata CBS 617.96, 879 nucleotides. RefSeq lists its product as uncharacterized. The coding region runs from base 1 to 879 and encodes 292 amino acids. The record is from RefSeq and is a predicted model, not a curated record. The transcript has a single exon. Lineage: Eukaryota; Fungi; Ascomycota; Eurotiomycetes; Chaetothyriales; Herpotrichiellaceae.
AUGGCUGUUCUCAAAAACCUCGUCCUCGCGGCGUCGCUGCUCGCUCCUUUGGCCUUGGCCGCUCCCAUGCUUGACGGACGUGCUUUGCACACUCACACCGAGGUCGUCUGGGUGACCGUCGAAGAAACCACCACUGUCUGGGUUGAUCCCGCUGCUGCUACGGCCCCUCCUUCCUCAGCAGCGCCCGUUGAGGUGAUCGCUACCACCACUACCACGGCGACCCCAACUUCUGUCGAGGUUGAUUUCACCACGACCACUGAAGCUCCAGUCGAAGUCGCCGCCCCGACCACAACUUCCACCGACGCACCAGCUGCUGUCUUCGCCGAGACCAACGCUGCUCCAUCCACUUUCGCAACCGUGGCGGCUGUCUCAUCUGAAGCCGCUGUCGCUGCUCCGGCUCCGGCUCCUUCAUCUGAAUCGCCUUAUGUUGCCCCGGUCGCUUCUACCACAGCAGCAGUCCCCACCAGCUCCGCCGCUGUCGCCGCCGCUCCAUCAGCAUCUGCUGCCAGUGUGGGAUCCGGGGCUGUCACCGCUUCAGCCAGCGGAACUUGCGAGGGUCAAGGAGAUGCCUGUGUCGGUGACGUGACUCACUGGGAUGGAGGUCUCGGCGCAUGUGGCUGGGAUGUCAACACCAGCAGUGACAUGCAGAUUGCUCUGCCAGUCGGCUUCAUGGGCAGUCUGUCUAACAGCAACCCUUACUGUGGCCGAUCCGUCACUCUGUACAAUCCCACCUCCGGCACCACCGUCCAGGCCAAAGUCGGCGACAAGUGCAUGGGCUGUGUUGACCGCGCCAUCGACUGCACUGACGCUCUGUUCAGCGCCAUCACCGACGGCACUGGUGAUGGUCGUGUGAGUGGUAUCCAAUGGUGGUUGAACUAG